UGUAAUUGUGUUGUUCAUUAGCUUUGGAGUUCGCCUUUUGUGUUUUUUCCCCCAAUUGGAUGUGUCGAAUGCAAAGCGAUUCCCAGGAGGGCAGAACGUGUGGAUGACUGCCUUUCUUACCAUGAUAUCAGGUUUUCUAAUGGAUCUAACAAAAGCACACAAUGAAUGUUUCUGUACCCGAAUGCGAGCGGAAUCACAAGCCAAAGCAGUAAGACGCAGGCGGGUCAGAGGCCCAGAGCUGCAGUGAGCGAGGAAAGCGACAUUUUCCUCCAUGUCCCCGAAUCACAUCAUGCUGCUGAACAGCUUGGAUUCAUCCCUUCCAGCAUCACGGCGGCGGUAGGAUCCGGAAUGGACAUUUUGUCACAGGGACGGUUCGAGUCCCGCCCAGCCGCCUGGAUGCAGUCAGCAAGGCCACUGAUCAAGGAUUCGCAGUGGUCCUUAAGUUGCCGAACAAGUCGCCGGUAUAUUGUCGAGAUAUCAUGGGGAUACUGUAGAUCCGGCCGAAGUCCAGUGGAGCUGCGGACUUGGACUGCCACGAACGCCGGGCUCUGGCGUCAUUGUCCGCAGUCGCAAGCCGUGGCGGACAGCAGGUCGGUCAAUGAGGGACUGGAAAACUGGAAACGCGAGAUCCGGGAAGGGCUGGGUGAUUACUGCUUUCGGGGCAGUCUUGUACCGGUGCAGGGUCUUGUGGUCGUGGUGCCAACUGCGCUGCUGCUGCUGCUGGCGCAGUGACUCAUAUUCUGGCUUUUGCAAGAGUCCAGCCCCUGGCAUAACCAGCAAGUGCGCGGGAAAAGACGGCGGCCAGGAUUGCCGUUGUGAAUUGUGCACGCGAUCCAUUGGGCUGGCUGGAGCUUGGUACGGGCUAAACCGCAAAGCGAAGGAAUGAAUAGGCUUGGGCGUGAGCAUCUGACCUGUCAAGAUAUGUUCUCGGGUUCGUCAUGGUCAAUCGUGGAGUAAGGUAAUACGUACGUAGGGUAAUACCUGGUGGAUUCCCCCAUGG
Messenger RNA from Emericellopsis atlantica, 1000 nucleotides. RefSeq lists its product as uncharacterized. The transcript is spliced from 3 exons. The coding region runs from base 166 to 732 and encodes 188 amino acids. NCBI's taxonomy places the organism in Eukaryota, Fungi, Ascomycota, Sordariomycetes, Hypocreales, Bionectriaceae. The record is from RefSeq and is a predicted model, not a curated record.